AUGUGCGCGUCCCGCACUGUUCAAUGGUCUCUCCCCAAGUGUGUCAGGGUGGCGCACACCCGAAACCGCCGCUUCUUCGAGGGGUGGUACUGGCGCCUGACCCUGCCUGGCCGCGGCCAGAGCUUUGCCGUCAUCUACUCGGUGGAGGACCCCGGCUCCCAGCGCCCCACCAGCGGCGUGGGCGCCCAGAUCAUGGGCCCAAACGACAGCUACCUGCUGCAGUACGAGGAGGGCACCGCCGGCUUCUGGGCGGACCCGCAUGAGCUGGCGCUGGGCAAGGCCCUCGUCUCCGAGGGCUUCCAGGUGCAGGGAGGGCGGCACCAGGGGCGCAUCGUGUCACGGGAGGCCGGGGUCGUCCCCGGCCCCGCCCCCAGCGUUGCCUCCGCGCGCUGGGACUUCCAGGUCACCCCCAGGCUGGGCUGGGGCAGCCCCGGGCAGCGCCAGCUCUCCACCGCCGGCUGGCUGGCCGCGGUGCCCAUCUUCGAGCCGCACUGGCAGGUGCUCAUGGCGCACGGCUCCGCCUCGGGCUGGAUCGAGUGGGGAGGGGAGAGGUACGCCUUCCAGGGCGUGCCCACCUACGCGGAGAAGAACUGGGGGGGCGGCUUCCCCAGCCGCUGGUGCUGGGUGCAGUGCAACAGCUUUGACGGCCACCCAGGCACCAGCGUCACAGCCGUCUGUGCCCGGCGUGGGGUCCGCCUCGUGCCGGGGCUGGAGGAGGACGUGGGCCUGAUCGGGCUGCACGCGGCCGGCGACUUCCACGAGUUCGUGCCCAACAAGGGCGACAUCGGGUGGGAGGUGGAGCCGUGGGGCACAUGGCGCAUCCACGGCGAGAACGCGGAGCACACGGCGCUGGUGGAGGCCACCUGCCCCCCCGAGGCGGGCACCGUGCUGCGGGCCCCCACCGCCGACCUGGGACUGGCGCCCUUCUGCCGCGACAGCUUCUCGGGCAGGGUGCGCGUCAGGAUGUGGCGGCGCGGGGAGGAGGGGCGCGCGCCGCCGGUGGUAGACUGCGUGAGCCUGGAGGAGACGGGGGCGGUGGAGGUGGGGGGCGGGCCCUGGUGGAGCGGGUGGAAGGCCCGGGCGGCCAUGGCGGGGGGGGUCAAGGCGCUGCUCAACCUCCCCGUGGACGUGGAGGGGCUGACGGGCUGGCUCCCGGGAGGCCUCCGCCCCAAGGGACUCUAG
Messenger RNA from Auxenochlorella protothecoides, 1182 nucleotides. Its product is annotated as Tocopherol cyclase, chloroplastic. Bases 1 to 1182 code for a protein of 393 amino acids. Gene Ontology annotation, molecular function: tocopherol cyclase activity. NCBI's taxonomy places the organism in Eukaryota, Viridiplantae, Chlorophyta, Trebouxiophyceae, Chlorellales, Chlorellaceae. The transcript is spliced from 6 exons. The record is from RefSeq and is a predicted model, not a curated record.